UCACCAGUGUGAUCGACAGGAGAGGACAGUAAAUGGCCUCAAAAUGAGGCUGGUCAAAUCUGCAGAGGAGCACGAAAAGGUCUACACCAAAAUCAUGAAGGAAAACAUGACUCUGAUUGCUGAAAUCAACGAGCUGCGGAAGGAGCUGCAUUUGGCCAGGACUCAGGCUAAAGACAUCAGAGCUCAGCUGGCUCUCUUAAAGAAGCCCAAGAAGUCACAGCCCAUCUUAGAAGAAGCAGCCUACCAGGAGCCCAAACAGCUAGGAGUCAGCUGAUCGUCUUUUACCUCAGCAAUAGCUCUGCAACUAACACACAGCAGCAGAUACACAUGAAAAUCAUAUAAGAAGAAAGUUGUUAGUAAGAUUGUUGUAUUCACUUUGAUAAUGAACGUGUGGAUUUGUAUGUUACCAUAGCAAUUUACUGCAGAAAACAAUCACAUUGAUAAAGGUUUGAUCACUGA
Molecule: messenger RNA, 459 nt
Organism: Pundamilia nyererei
Lineage: Eukaryota; Metazoa; Chordata; Actinopteri; Cichliformes; Cichlidae
Product: cilia- and flagella-associated protein 57-like
Exons: 2
Coding region: 44-274 (76 amino acids)
Source: RefSeq, a predicted model, not a curated record